This is a messenger RNA of Nilaparvata lugens (brown planthopper), 2748 nucleotides long. Its product is annotated as cationic amino acid transporter 2. The record is from RefSeq and is a predicted model, not a curated record. Gene Ontology annotation, molecular function: amino acid transmembrane transporter activity. Gene Ontology annotation, cellular component: plasma membrane. The transcript is spliced from 13 exons. The coding region runs from base 283 to 2100 and encodes 605 amino acids. Lineage: Eukaryota; Metazoa; Arthropoda; Insecta; Hemiptera; Delphacidae. Gene Ontology annotation, biological process: transmembrane transport; amino acid transport.
UACACAGCCCAUAACCUAAAACAAUAUACGCCGCUAAAAAGUUUUGUUUACUUUUUGUGCAAAACGAAUAAAGUUGCAAGGCAGGUUUAAGGCUUGCAGCGAUGUCAUUUGAAUAUAUUAUUUGAAUUUUUGGCCCUGAAAAGUUGCCUGACAACUUUUCAAGUUACAUAAUUAUAGCUAGCGCGUGUUGAAUUGAAUGCAAUUUUGCAGUGUUAACUUAGUUGUUGAAUAGUGAGGACUAGUUUGGAACAUAGUUUCAAUUAGUUGCUGCAGUUUAAGAAGAUGAAGCUGUGGAAGACGCUGAGCCGGCGCAAGUCGCUGACCUCCCUCUGCACCGAGGAGUCGCAGCUGGGCAAAGUGCUGUCCAUCCUCGACCUGACCGCCCUGGGCGUGGGCAGCACCCUCGGGGUGGGCGUCUAUGUCCUGGCAGGGUCGGUGUCCAAGGAUGUCGCCGGACCUGGGGUCGUCUUGUCCUUUCUCUAUGCCGCCAUUGCGUCUGCGUUUGCUGGUAUAUGUUACGCUGAAUUCGGAGCUCGGGUACCGAAGGCUGGAUCAGCAUAUGCUUAUAGUUAUGUAACGAUAGGAGAAUUUGUAGCUUUUAUCAUAGGAUGGAAUUUAAUUAUGGAGUAUGUAAUAGGUGGAGCUAGCGUAGCAAGAGGCCUAAGUCUAUAUUUAGACUCAUUAAUGGACGGACAGAUGGAGAAAUACUUCAGAAGUAUUAUAUCAAUUGAGUCUGAGUUUCUAUCAGAAUAUUUCGACCUUUUUGCAUUCACAGUCUGUGUGAUUCUUGGCUUCUCAUUGGCUGUUGGGCUCAAGGAGUCGAUGAUUUUAAAUAAUUUCCUAACCUUGGUCAACAUAUCUGUCGUAUUAUUUGUGAUCAUUUUUGGAGCUUUCAAAGCUGACAUUACAAACUGGAAAAUACCCAAAGCGCAGGUUCCAGAAUGGGCCGGGGAAGGUGGUUUUCUACCAUAUGGAAUAUUUGGCACCAUAAAAGGUGCUGCCACCUGUUUUUAUGGUUAUGUCGGGUUUGACUGUAUUGCCACAACUGGAGAAGAAGUUAAAAAUCCUCAACGCGCAAUUCCUUUAGCGAUUAUUAUUUCGCUGACAAUCAUUUUCCUGGCUUAUUUUGGAGUUGCUUCAGUUCUUACCAUGCUACUUCCAUACUAUUUACAGGAUGUGAAUGCUCCUAUACCUUAUGCCUUCUCACAAGUGGGUUGGACUUACGCCCAAUGGACAGUUGCUAUUGGAGGAACUUUUGGACUUUUUGCUAGUAUGUAUGGUGGUAUGUAUCCCCUCCCAAGAAUCAUCUAUGCCAUGUCUAAUGACGGAUUGCUGUUCAAAAGUCUGGGAGAAGUUCAUAAAAAAUAUAAAACUCCGUUUAUUGGAACCAUCUUAUCUUGCGUGUUGACAGGAAUCAUGGCGGCUGCUUUCCAACUAAAGCAUUUGGUGGAUAUGAUGUCUAUGGGGACACUGGUAGCUUAUACCAUAGUAGCUGCUUGUGUACUACUUUUGAGAUACCGUGAAAGCAACGAAGCAACUGAUUCUAGACAGUCGAGAGUGAACGAACACACAAGACUUCUAACUAGCAACAACGAGGUGACAUGUUGCUCAGUUGCUAAGCAACUUUUUAAUUUCGGCGUUGUAACGGAAGCUACCAAAGUGACUUCGUUUGUCGCUAGCACACAGAUUGUUACUUUUUGUAUUCUAUCAAUAGUCCUAUCCUUCUGCCUAGUACAAUGGGAGAUGCAUCUAAUAGAGGGGUCCAGUCAGCACAUUACAAUGUGCCUAAUAUUGGCUUCUAUUAUGCUAGUCUGUCUUCUAUCCAUUUGUAGACAGCCUAGCAACACUAAGGGACUGUCUUUCAAGGUUCCUCUAGUUCCGAUUCUACCAGCUCUGAGUAUAUUCCUCAAUAUCUACCUCAUGAUGCUGAUGGAUAAUGAUACAUGGAUUCGAUUCACCGUAUGGAUGAUUGUCGGUUUAUUCAUCUAUUUUGGUUACGGCAUUUCGAACAGUGUGGAGAAAGAUUCAAAAGUUGUGAGGUCUGUAGACUAUGACUCUAACGGUCACUGGGCACCGGAGAAUGAACACUUGGUCUCAUGAACAACGGAGAGUCUCACUUGAUCACGAUCUCAGUUCAUCAUGUGCCUGACCAUAGUGAGGUCCACGUUAUAAUGGUGGUAUUUGAUCAACAUUGGUGUUGCUAUCCUUGUUUAUCAUUCCACAAAGCAGAUAGCAAUAUCCUGUUCUGUAUCAAAUUAUGGUGUUGUGUAUCAAGUUGAGAUAAUACUGUAUCAUAUUGUCGUUAUGUCGAACACUAAUUUCUUUAGUGAGGUCCACGUUAUAAUGGUAGUAUUUCAUCAACAUUGGUGUUGCUAUCCUUGUCUAUCAUUCGGCGAAAACAGAUAGCUCUAUCCUUAGCUAGCUCCGCAUCGUUCUCACAUCGUAGAUUUAGAAAUUUUAUUGAUUGACAAAAUAUUUUAUCUCAAUUAUUAAAAUUUGUCAUUGAGUAAUUGAAAAAUAUAUUUUCUUGACAAACAAUAAUAGAUUAUUGGUCAUUUUAAACAAGAAAAAUAUAUAUAAAAAAGACAAAUAAUAAUAAUAAUAUACAGAGUGACACAGAAUAACGGGAACUUUUAAAAACUUUAUAAAACAUUAGUGGGAAGGGCAAAAAUGAUUUUAUUCAAACUAAUGUAAAGUUCAAGACUUGCCAUUUGAGAAUUAUUAAUAACAUGUAUCACUCAUUGACAA